Molecule: messenger RNA, 1053 nt
Organism: Puma concolor (puma)
Lineage: Eukaryota; Metazoa; Chordata; Mammalia; Carnivora; Felidae
Source: RefSeq, a predicted model, not a curated record
AUGUUGGAGUCCGUCAAGUCUGCGGUGCAAAGGCUCUGGCAGGCCGCGCUAAGCACGCUCAACCCCAACCCCACGGACAGCUGUCCCCUCUACCUGAACUAUGCCACCGUGGCCGCCCUGCCCUCCAGGGUGAGCCGGCACAACAGCCCUUCCGCUGCCCACUUCGUCACCCGACUUGUGCGGACCUGCCUGCCGCCCGGGACCCAUCGGUGCAUCCUGAUGGUGUGUGAGCGGUCGGACGCCUUUGCCUCCGCGUGCGCCCUGGCCCGGGCCUUCCCCCUCUUCACCCACCGCUCGGGGGCCUCGAGACGCACGGAGAAGAAGACAGUCACGGUGGAGUUUUUCCUGGUGGGACAAGACAACGGGCCAGUGGAGGUGUCCACUUUGCAAUGCUUAACAAACGCCACGGAAGGCGUGCGGCUGGCUGCCCGUAUUGUGGACACUCCGUGUAAUGAGAUGAACACAGACACGUUCCUCGAGGAGAUUAAGAAAGUUGGAAAAGACCUGGGGAUCACCCCAACGAUCAUCCGGGAUGAGGAGCUGAAGACGAGAGGAUUUGGAGCUGGGAAGCAGUUCAAGGGCCGAUCCCAAGGGGGAAGUGCAGGGAGAGCCCUCAAGAUGCGCCUCUGGCUGGAGAAGCAGGGUGAAAUCUGCCUCCAGGACGGCCGUGGAACCCCUCUGUGUCUCCGGGCUGAGCUCAUCAGCAGCAUUUCUGUGUGGAGGGUCACACUGCCUGUGGCCCGACCUCGGCCAGCCGUGCCCCUGGUCUCCGGUCUCCUCAUCCCCGGAAAUAGAGUGGCUGCUGUGCACGGCCCUUCUCCUCGGCUGGAGACCCCGGGCCUUCGGCUCACCCUUUAUCCCACCCAAGAGGACCCCGGGGGUCGGGGCCAGAGGGGGGAGCGUGCCACGGGCUUCGGCGUGGCUCUCCUGCUGGCACUCUUCGGCCGGGCCUCUGAGGACCCUCUGCUGAACCUGGUGUCCCCACUUGGCUGUGAAGCGGAUGCCCCGGAGGCCGACGCGGAGAGGGACUCCAAGAGGCGCAGGCUCGUGUGA